Molecule: messenger RNA, 659 nt
Organism: Paramecium octaurelia
Lineage: Eukaryota; Ciliophora; Oligohymenophorea; Peniculida; Parameciidae
Source: the annotation of a GenBank genome assembly
AUUAAAUUUAAUGUCGUAGCAGUCACUAAGCUAGAUAUCACAGCACAGUCAACAACAACAACAUUAGAAUUAGUAACAAGGACCGAAAAUAGGAAGCUCGAUAGAAGACAUCACAUAAGACCUGGAGGAAUUAUUCGAAUCUCUAAAGAGUAAUCAUCAUUAAAGAAAUUGUAGUUGAGAAGCAAGGAUAGUAAGUCGAACAGAUUGAGAAAUCUACAUUGUUGGCAUUGCUGCUCUAUUUGAACAUUGACAAAUCAGAGACUCAAUUUUUUAAUUAUGUUGUUAGAACAUUAGAUCAAUUGCAAUCAGUAAUUCAAUAAUGAAACCAUUUUUAGACUACUUUAUCGAAGGAUUAAUUCAAAUAAUUGUUCUUGGAUCCUCAAAUCAAUACGGACAAUUUGAAAAGCGAAGAGUUUGCAUAAAUCUUUAGUGUUUUCGAUUUACAGAAAAAAGGAUCUUUUAGUGCUGAAGAUUUCUUGAGAUUGUAUAAGGAGACAUCAGAAUACUUGAAUCUAAAUGAAAAUUAGAAACAAUAAGUAGAGGCUAGAAUAAAAAAGGAUUUUGAGAUUAUCAGUCCAGAACACAAGGAAAUUACACCAAUUGAAUUCUUUAAGAUAAUCAAUAAUUAAGGUUGAUUCUAAUAUUGAAAUGAAAAUUAA